Molecule: messenger RNA, 1046 nt
Organism: Hypanus sabinus (Atlantic stingray)
Lineage: Eukaryota; Metazoa; Chordata; Chondrichthyes; Myliobatiformes; Dasyatidae
Product: carbonic anhydrase 7-like
Exons: 8
Coding region: 1-870 (289 amino acids)
Biological process (GO): regulation of intracellular pH
Cellular component (GO): cytoplasm
Molecular function (GO): zinc ion binding; carbonate dehydratase activity
Source: RefSeq, a predicted model, not a curated record
AUGUUCAUUAGAAUAACAGCAGUGUCGGCUGACCACUUGGGUCCACUGAACUGGUACAAGAACUUCCCAUUUGCCCAGGGAGACCAUCAGUCGCCUAUCAACAUCGUUCCUGCCGAGGCAGUCUACAAUGCUGAACUGCAGCCGCUCAGCGUAGCCUACAGUGGCUGCUCCUCCAUGUCCAUUUGCAACACCGGGCACUCGGUUGCGGUGGAGUUCGAGGACUGCAACGAUAAGACAGUGAUCAGCGGUGGCCCCUUGGAGCAGCCCUACAAACUGAAGCAGUUCCAUUUCCACUGGGGGCAGAAGGAUGACCAACGAGGCUCCGAGCACACCAUCAACGGCAGGUCCUACUCAGGAGAGCUUCAUCUGGUGCACUGGAACUCCACAAAGUAUCACACGUUUGGAGAGGCGGUGGUGGAAGCUGAUGGGUUGGCAGUGAUCGCUGUGUUCCUGGAGACCGGCAACAGGCAUGCCCACCUGCACAGGUUGACGGAUGCCCUGUACAUGGUGAAAUUCAAGGAAACACAGGCCCAGUUUAAGGAAUUUAACCCACAAUGCCUACUGCCAAAGUGCAGGGAUUACUGGACGUACGCGGGCUCUCUCACUACCCCUCCGCUCCACGAGAGUGUGACCUGGAUUGUCUUCCGGGAACCCAUUCCUGUGUCUGAGAAGCAGAAAGCAAGCCCCCUCAGGUUCAGGAGUCAGGGACAAGGAGCCGUCAAUUUGAAACUCUCGACGGAGAGGAUGGAUAAGUUCCGGAUGCUGCUCUUCUCUGGAGAGACCGAGUCGCAGAAGUUGCAUAUGGUGGACAACUACCGGCCCCCACAACCCCUCAAAGGCAGGACUGUCUUCGCCUCCUUCCAGUCAUAGCGCAGUCUUCUCAUCAGCCCCGGGUUAAAACCCAUCAAUCCGCCUACGGACUGAGCAGCAGCCCAGGACCUGGAGAGGAACUGGCUUGUAACCUAUCUUUACAACCCCUCGUUAUAUCGUCCGCCUCAGUGGUGUCACUCUCAAACUUCCAAGUACAUUUAUUAUCCAUGUUUCCA